AUGGACUUCGCAUCCUUGAUGUCUGCGCAAAUAUCCAAAACCAAACCGUCCGCAUCUUCCGACAGCAAAACGAAAUACCUCAAAAGAUCUCAACUCGAAGCAGAACGUGAAGCAGCUUAUGCCGCUGAUCAAGCUAGGAUCAAGGCAGAGCGACAGGAAAGAGCAGCGAAGAAACGAAAGCUAGAGGAAGAAGAGGCAGAGAAGGCCAGAGUCCGAGAAGAGAAGAAACGCCGACUAGCUGAGGAAAGCAAGGCACGGAGAGAGGAAGAGGAGGCAAGACAAGAACGGCUAAGAAGGAAAAGACUCGGCUUGCCAGAGCUACCUGACAAAGAUCAGACCGAGAAAGAAGGGACACCUCUUGCUGAAGAUGAAGUCGAUAUACCAGAAGCUGAUCUCCUCUUGAAACUGCGCGCUCUCAAUGAGCCUGCCAUCCUUUUCGGCGAAUCCCACAAAUCACGUCUCCGCCGCUAUCGCAACCUCACUUCCCGUGCCCUGACACCCACAUUCUCCAACGGUCCUGUCCCUACUACUCUUCUACCCGUUCCCGAAGCCGAUAUGCUUAUUCCCACAGAAAUCCCGCCUGCAAAAACUCCCGAACGAACGUUGCUCUUCCGCCAACUAUCCAGUUACUUCACCCUGCUCUUAACCGAAUGGUCCCGUGAUCUCUCCCACCGCGACCUAGCCACCAAAGAAUCUCAUCAAGGCCGCCUCGCCAGCAACAACCUCACCCAAACCAUUACCAACCUAACCCCGCUAUUCCGCAAAUUCGAAUCUCAAGAUCUUCCCGACAGCGUCCUCGCCCCCAUCUGCGCCAUCGUCCGUGAUGCCCAACAACGCCGAUAUGUCGCAGCCAAUGACGGCUACCUCAGGCUUAGUAUUGGGAAAGCGGCGUGGCCAAUCGGCGUGACCAUGGUGGGUAUCCAUGAGCGGAGUGCACGGGAGAAGUUACAUGAGAGCGAUAAGCAGGCACACAUCAUGAGUGACGAGGUGACGAGGAAGUAUUUGCAGGCGAUCAAGAGGUGUUUGAGUUAUGCGCAGACAAGGUGGCCGCCAGAGGAUGUAGGGCAGUUGAUGGGAUAA
This is a messenger RNA of Endocarpon pusillum Z07020, 1080 nucleotides long. RefSeq lists its product as uncharacterized. The record is from RefSeq and is a predicted model, not a curated record. The transcript has a single exon. Gene Ontology annotation, biological process: generation of catalytic spliceosome for second transesterification step; RNA splicing. Gene Ontology annotation, cellular component: U5 snRNP; U2-type post-spliceosomal complex; U4/U6 x U5 tri-snRNP complex. NCBI's taxonomy places the organism in Eukaryota, Fungi, Ascomycota, Eurotiomycetes, Verrucariales, Verrucariaceae. The coding region runs from base 1 to 1080 and encodes 359 amino acids.